Messenger RNA from Alternaria rosae, 1386 nucleotides. RefSeq lists its product as uncharacterized. Gene Ontology annotation, molecular function: inositol monophosphate 1-phosphatase activity. The transcript is spliced from 2 exons. The record is from RefSeq and is a predicted model, not a curated record. The coding region runs from base 295 to 1164 and encodes 289 amino acids. Gene Ontology annotation, biological process: signal transduction; inositol metabolic process; phosphatidylinositol phosphate biosynthetic process. NCBI's taxonomy places the organism in Eukaryota, Fungi, Ascomycota, Dothideomycetes, Pleosporales, Pleosporaceae.
UAGAUUCUGAAGUAUUGGUUUACUCUCUUUUCCCGUAUAAGGUGCUCUAUCUUUGGACCGGUACUAGAGUAAACAUCGCAACGCCAUCCGCUCAAGGUCGCUGUUUCCCCACGUGGCGGGCCCUGCAUACACCAUCCCGCUGCUGCCCCACCGAGGGGUAGUUAGGUAGCUCUUGCGGUUGGAAGCUAUACAACACAACAUAACACAGCUUCAGCAUUCUCCACAAACACACCAAAUCUCGAUUCUCUCUCCCCACAGCAGAAGCCGUCGAGGAAGCCGAAAAAUACAAUCAACAUGGCAGACGUAAACCUCAAAGAAGUCCACGACUUCAUGAUCAUCAUCGCCAAACAAGCCGGCUCGCGCAUAACCUCCGCAACACCAACAACACAAGCCUCAGGCUCAAAGAAGAACUCCGUCGAUCUAGUAACCGAAACCGACCGCGCAGUCGAAACCCUAAUCUCCACCUCCCUCUCCACAAAAUACCCCUCCUACGCCUUCAUGGGGGAAGAAACCUACAAGCCAGGCGACACGCUCUCCGCCACUCCCACAUUCAUAUGCGACCCCAUCGACGGAACCACAAACUUCGUUCACCGCUACCCCUACGUCAGCAUCUCGUUAGGACUCGCCAUAAACCGGGAGCCUGUUGUAGGCAUUGUGUAUAAUCCUUUCACUUCAACGCUGUAUUCGGCGAUAAAGGGCCAAGGCGCGUUUCUGAACGAGAGUACAAGAUUGCCGCUAGCCGAGCCGACGAAGUUGGACGGGUUGAGUAGUUGUCUUGUCGCCGUGGAGUGGGGGAGUGAUAGGAGUGGGAAUGAUUUUAAAGUCAAGUCUGAAACGUUUAAGAAGCUCGCUGCUACGAAAGAGAAUGGUGGGGGUAUGGUGCAUGGAUUGCGGUCGUUUGGUUCUGCGGCCCUAAAUCUUUGUGGCGUGGCGAGUGGUGGGCUGGAUGUUUACUGGGAGGCCGGAUGUUGGGCGUGGGAUGUUUGUGCCGGAUGGGUUAUUCUGAAGGAGGCGGGUGGUAUUAUGGUGGAUGCGAAUCCGGGGAAUUGGGAUCCCAAGGUGGAGGGUCAGAGGUAUAUGGCGGUUAGAGGGGGCGAGGGGCAGAAGGAGAUUGUGGAGGAGUUUUGGGGGUUGGUGGAGGGGGCUUUUGAGGUUGGUACGUGAAGAAUUAGAUUUUGAGGUCAUGUAGAUUUCUGUGGUUUCUAAUGCUUCUAACAAAUUUAUGACUCUGUUUUGAAGAGGGUCGGAGGUUCAUGAACAGACGGUGUUACCAGGAAUAUCUAUGUUCGAGGUAACAUGCCCAUUCGCAGAAUGAAGACCACUUAGUAUGGAAAGCAAUACUCAUAGUUUGCGGCUUAGCGAUAGGAAGAGCAAGUGCAUCUUGAU